Messenger RNA from Culicoides brevitarsis, 2154 nucleotides. RefSeq lists its product as uncharacterized. The coding region runs from base 459 to 2027 and encodes 522 amino acids. NCBI's taxonomy places the organism in Eukaryota, Metazoa, Arthropoda, Insecta, Diptera, Ceratopogonidae. The record is from RefSeq and is a predicted model, not a curated record. The transcript is spliced from 9 exons.
AUGCAUCGAAAAAACCCUCGUUCGUGUUCCCCGUUACAAAUGAAAAGAAUUGUUUUGUGACUCUCCAGUAUCAUGCAUGAGUUUAAAACAAAAAUGUGUCGUAGAACGAAACACACAAAAAUUUAAUAUUUUUAAAAAAAAGUGAGUAAUGAUGGUAAUUUCGUAAAAAUAAGUGUCAAAAAAAAGUAAAAUAAAAAAAAAAUUACGAUAAUUAUGAUACACGAUCCCCAUAAAUAUUAUUAAUAAUAAAAGUGGAAAAUAGGUCAAAAAUGCAGUAAAUGUGCAUCAUUUUAUUUAUAAAUAAACGUGUACAAAAAAAAUAUUAAUAAAUAAAAAGUGUAACAAACAAGGAAACAUUUUAUCAUCCGCUUCCAUUAACGACACACCGCAAAAAGGAGCAAAAAAAAAUCUUGUCUUCGUCACUCAUCUUCUUCGCCAACACAGAAAAAAAAAUAAUAAUGCCAUUCGGUAGAAAAUCAUUAGAAGUAAUUACAUUGCCAGGAGCAAUAUUGGCAUACAAGUAUAGUCAGUUUAGACAACGGAGACGUGAGCAAGCAAGUCGUAAAGUGACUGAACGAGAACUCACAGCUUUGCACCAUAAAAUCGAAAAGCUGCUCAGCAAAUUGGAUGAAAGCGAACUCGAGCCGCCAACGAGCCAAGAAGAUGAAUGUGUCAUUUGCAUUAAUGCACGUGCGACAAUGCAAACAUCACCAUGUGGCCAUCGGGUUGUCUGCCGCCGAUGUUUCGUGAAAACGAUACAAAGUGCCGUCGCGCAACGAAUGUUGCCAUUGCGAUGUGUUAUUUGUCGAACACGAAUAAAUCGAUUGACGUCCAGCACGGGAACAUGGAGACUUCAAAAUUCAGCAAGUGCUUAUUCGAUGAGAGUUCCCGGAUCAUCAAGUUCCUACAGUGUCGAUGGUCGUGUAACACAAUCCGCGAGUCUUUUUUCCAUGAGUUCAGGAUCAUCUUGUACUUCAGGAAUGUCAAAUGCAACGAGUUGUUCAGCUACAUCUGCCACAUCCGGUACGUCGGGAGUGUCUUCCACGUCGUCUGCCUCAUCGAUAUCUGGGCCUCCAAAUCCGAAUCCACAUCCGCAUAAGCAUUCCGGCAGUUGUUCCACGGGAUGUUUGGGUGCUAUUCCACGAAAUCCUUCCUAUUAUCAUCAAUACCAAACUAGUAGUAGUGGUUAUAUUAGAAAACAUGGCCAGUAUUCGUUUAGACAUAGAACUCUUGAAAUGCCAAACAAAUUAUCGCCAAUCAAAGAAUUACCACUUAGAAGCAAUAACACAACAACCCAUAACAGUAGAGAUAGCAGUAGAGACAAUAGAUCUAACUCGAAUAUCAAUUUAGCAUCUAGUAACAACAAUACAACAACAAGUAGUAAUACGAAGAAAGGUUCCCAAUCUUCCAGGAGACGAACACCGUCGCCCGUGAACAAUCCAGCAGCGAGAUUCAAAAAUUACACGGAUCCUCCUGCGACAACGACGAAAAAUACUGACAGCGAUGCAAAAGCUGCAACCGCAAAACCCAGUAAAAUAAUAAUUAAUCGAGAGAAUAGCAGUAAUCAUAUCGAACAUGCGAAAAGUGGCAAAAAUAGUGGUCCAAAUAAACUUGGAUUGAAUUCAAAAGUUGUUCCUGUGGCAUCAAAAUCGCCGAUAAACAAGACAAACAUGGCAACGGGCAAACCAAUUACACCCGUGAAAGCUGCCACGACAUCGCGUGUGGUAAAGUCGGCGGGCAGCGGAACGCCAAGCAACAAGACAGCGACAACGAGUGGCAUGACGCGUUCCAGUAGCGCCUCGUGCGAGAGGAAUGACAAUAAAAGGAACGAAAAUAUCGAGAAAAAGAAGAAAGAGGAAAAAUUAAGACUGAAAUUAGAGAAGGAAGCGAAAAAGGAGGAACAACGCAUUGCCAAACAAGAAGCCAAAGAAGCGAAAGAACGUACAAACCGCAAAAAGAGCUUCUUUAGUCGUAACAAGGAGCCUAAAGAAGUCACUGAAGCACUUUUAUCUGCUGAGGUUACAUAAAUGUCAAAAACCCCGAAAAUUUUUUUUUCAUAAUUUUUAUUUUAUUGAGAAAUGGCUGCCAAAGACCUUUCAUCGAUCCUUACAAAGUGAAGUAGACCGAAAAAUAAUCAAAAAAGUUCCUUACAAA